AUGUUGAAUGAAGAAGAUUUAUUUAUUGCAGCAGUCACGAAUGUCAAAGGAAAAAUAAGAAAAUUAAUAAAUUUUCCCAAUUGGUCAUGGACAGACAACAGACGAUUUUAUGAAUCCCAAAAAUUAAUGAAAGCCGGCUGUGGAAGGCUUCAUUGUCUUAUUUCUGUAACUUCAUCACCUGAUACUUAUUUAUGUUCCACCGGUAACAACACAACAGUUCACAAUAACAAGCGAGUGCUUCGUUGA
Clunio marinus is the source of this 246-nucleotide messenger RNA. NCBI's taxonomy places the organism in Eukaryota, Metazoa, Arthropoda, Insecta, Diptera, Chironomidae. The record is from the annotation of a GenBank genome assembly.